UUGUGGUAAACUGCCUAGGUGUGCCAGGCAGUGGUGUGUUAGGGAAGAAUUGACUGUGUAUUUGUGUACGUGUGUGUGCGUGUGUGCGUGUGUGCGUCUGUGUGUGUCUGUGUGUGUGUGAAUGUGUGUAUUGGGGACAAGGCUGUUUCUGGAGCACCAGAGGGUCGGUCAGCGCGAAUGACUCCGACAUAUUUAAGUGCCUCCGACAUACAAUGGCUGACGUGUGGGACAGGGAGAAGGCUACUAGCCCAGGAGGGGAAGAACGGUCUCCUUUGCAGCAAAAGCCUCAGAGACCCAAAACAAGGGACUGCGCAACAGCAUGUUGGUGCUUCGUCAAACGCCAGCUGUCCCGGGUGGGGGACGACUGGUACUUUCUCUUCAUUCUCGGUGUGCUGAUGGCGCUCAUCAGCUUCGCAAUGGACUUCACCGUGGUCAAACUUUUCAGAGCGCAGCGGUGGCUCUACGAGAAGUUGGACGGCAAUGGCCUGCUACAGUACAUGGCCUGGAUCGUGUACGCAGUCACCUUGACAACCUUCUCCACCGGCUUCUCCCAGUGUGUGUCUCCACAGUCAGGAGGUUCGGGCAUUCCUGAGCUGAAGACUAUCUUGACCGGAGUGCUUCUGGAGGAGUACCUCACCAUGAAGACCCUGGCAGCAAAGGUGGUGGGCUUAACCUGCUCCCUGGCAGCCGGCAGCACCAUCUUCUUGGGGAAAGUGGGGCCAUUUGUCCACAUCUCCAGCAUGAUCGCCGCCUACCUGGGAGGGAUUCGAACUACAGUCACCAGGGAUUACGAGAACAAGAGCAAGCGCUACGAGAUGCUGGUGGCGGCGGCGGCAGUGGGUGUAGCCAGUUGUUUCGGCGCCCCCAUCAGCGGUGUGCUGUUCAGUGUGGAGGUGACAUCGUCCCACUUUGCGGUGCGUAACUACUGGAGGGGAUUCUUCGCUGCUACCUGCGGCGCCUUCAUGUUCCGCCUCCUCUCGGUGUUCAACAACGAGCAAGAAACCAUCAUCGCUCUUUUCAAGACAAAGUUCAAAGUUGACUUCCCGUUCGAUUUACCAGAAACAUUCAUCUUCAUCAUCCUCGGAGCCAUCUGUGGGAUCCUGAGCUGCUUUUACCUCUUCUGUCAGCGGCGGCUGGUGGGAUACGUCCGGAGAAACCCUUUCGUCCAGAGGUUCACGGCCACAGAGAAAGCCGUCUACUCUGGAGUAGUGACCUUACUCUUGGCAUCUAUUACCUUCCCUGCUGGCUUGGGGCAGUUCAUGGCUUCCAGGCUGACCAUGAAGGAGCUGCUCUCUUCACUCUUUGACCAUCGGCCAUGGGGGGCGCUCUCCCUCAACGGCAGCCUGGACCUGCACUCACAGGUGGACCCCGACAAUCUCUGGGUGGAUUGGUGCCACCCCACCUUCACCUUUUAUGGCACACUCAUGUUCUUCUUGUUCAUGAAGUUCUGGAUGUUGAUCCUCGCCACCACUGUACCGAUGCCAGCCGGAUACUUCAUGCCUGUACUGAUAUACGGGGCAGUUAUCGGCCGUAUAGUUGGUGAACUCAUGGCUUUUAUAUUUCCCAAUGGCAUCAAGUCAGAAGGAGUUUUGAACCCGAUCAUCCCUGGAGGAUAUGCCCUCGCUGGAGCAGCGGCGUUCUCUGGAGCCGUGACCCACACGCUCUCCACCGCCCUACUGGUAUUCGAACUCACCGGACAAAUCGCCCACUUCCUGCCCGUCCUACUGGCCGUGCUGGUCGCCAACGCCAUCGCGCAGAAGUUCCAGCCGUCCUUCUACGACGGAACCAUUAUUGUUAAAAAGCUGCCGUACCUGCCGAGGAUCAGGAGCACCGCCACUGGUUCGUACAGUGUGACUGUGGGACAGUUCAUGAACACCGACCUCCAGUGCUUGGCCCAGGGUCUCAGCUCCACACAACUCCUGCAAGUCCUCAUCUCAACGUCUGACCCCAUUUACCCUGUUGUCGAGAGCACAGAGUCCAUGGUGCUUGUGGGGUCCGUUCAAAGGAGUGAACUUAUCAAAUUUCUUCAGAAUGAAGCAGAACAGAUAAGAGACAAUGAGAAACUGCAAGCGAAAGACGAGGGCAUGGUGAAGCUGGAGGGGAGAUGGCGCAUUGAUCCAGUAACCUUCCAACUAUCUCCCAGCACAUCCCUGCACCAGGCUCAUAAGCUGUUCGAGCUGCUGGUCCUCCAGCACACGUUUGUCAUCUCUGAGGGCAGGGUCGUCGGUUACGUCACCAGAGCUGAGCUAAAGAAUGUGAUCGAAGAGCUGGCAAACGGGCGGGUGCCAGACACAGAGUGACAGCCACUGAAGAGGAGAGCGGUGCCAUUUUACACGCCAGCCCUGCAACCCUGGCCCAGAGUAUAUUUAACCAGACAACACCCGCACCACCACAUGGUGGUUCCCCGUCAUGCAUUCCAAUUCACCUCCUUACAUUCCAAAAUGUACCACAUCGGUGACCCUCAGACUAUCCUUGAUCGGACUUUGCUGGCUUUAC
Molecule: messenger RNA, 2496 nt
Organism: Amblyraja radiata (thorny skate)
Lineage: Eukaryota; Metazoa; Chordata; Chondrichthyes; Rajiformes; Rajidae
Gene: clcnk
Product: chloride channel K
Exons: 19
Coding region: 213-2300 (695 amino acids)
Biological process (GO): transmembrane transport; chloride transport
Cellular component (GO): plasma membrane
Molecular function (GO): voltage-gated chloride channel activity
Source: RefSeq, a predicted model, not a curated record